Molecule: messenger RNA, 1931 nt
Organism: Centruroides sculpturatus (bark scorpion)
Lineage: Eukaryota; Metazoa; Arthropoda; Arachnida; Scorpiones; Buthidae
Gene: PIG-L
Product: N-acetylglucosaminyl-phosphatidylinositol de-N-acetylase-like
Exons: 7
Coding region: 67-858 (263 amino acids)
Biological process (GO): GPI anchor biosynthetic process
Cellular component (GO): endoplasmic reticulum
Molecular function (GO): N-acetylglucosaminylphosphatidylinositol deacetylase activity
Source: RefSeq, a predicted model, not a curated record
AAAGAAAAAAAAAGACACACUCUUCCAACAUGGCUGUUGCAUGCGUGAGUGUUUGUCUAGUUCAAUAUGAUGGAUAUUUUGACGUUUUUGUCGGGUGUAAUUAUGAUCUCUGUUAUAACUUAUUUAAUUAUAAACGUAAAUAAGUUUGUGAGGAAUAUAAAAUGUGUAAAAAAAGCGAAAAAAGUAUUAGUAGUCGUCGCUCAUCCGGAUGACGAAUGCAUGUUCUUCGCUCCGACUUUGAUAAAUCUUUGUAAAAGAGAAAAGUCAUCAGUUACGGAAGUCCAUUUGUUAUGUUUAUCAUCGGGUAAUUACUAUAGUCAAGGAAAAUUAAGAAAAAUUGAGCUAAGGAAAAGUUGCCAAAUGUUAGGAAUUCCAUUAAGUAACAUUACAGUAGUACAACAUACAUCAAUGCCUGAUGAUCCUAUGUGUUUAUGGAGAGAAGAUUUAGUUGGUAACAUUAUUCUUAAGUUUAUUGAAAGACUAUCCAUUGAUACAGUGUUUACAUUUGAUGAAAAAGGAAUUAGUGGACAUUUGAAUCAUAAAUCAUUAUACAAUGGUUUGAAUUAUUUACUUGAAGAAGGAUUAAUUCCCAGAGGGUGUAAAAUUUAUUUAUUAGAAACUGUCAAUAUUUUUCGAAAAUACAGCAUUAUUUUCGAUUUAAUUAUCAGUUUAAUUUGGUCAAAUCGGGCAUUUAUUUCUUCGCUUCAAGAAGUUAGACUUGCACAGAAUGCGAUGUCUUGUCACAUCAGUCAGUUAUUGUGGUUCCGUAAGCUGUAUAUGAUAUUUUCACGUUACAUAUUUAUAAAUACUUACAAAAAGUUAACUGAAUCUCAUUAUAGUUUUCACAAAGACAAAUAAGAACAAUCAAUGAUAUGUUUAUGCAAUAAUAAUAAUUAAAAUAAUUGUAUCAUAUUUCUAUGAUAUAGAUAUUUCAACAAAAUUAAUUAAAACAUUUCAAAUGUGAUAUGAUAAUUAAUAAAACAAAAUAUUUUGGUGGAAAAAUUUUUAUAUGUAAUUUGUUACAUGGCAAUUUAUUUUUUAUGAAUAAUAUAACUGAAAUGCAUACAAUUGCUAAGGAAAAAAUCAAAACUAAUAAUUAAAUAUUUCAGAAAUAUUUAUUUGUAUAUAAGCCAGCUACAUAUUUUAAACAAGUCUUUAAUCAUAUAUAUGUCAUAUGCCUUUUGUUUUAUUUAUAUAAAAAUUUUACCUAUAAUUGUGUUGAAUAUUAUGUCAAAAUUCUUUCUGAAAGUACAAUUUUUUUCAAACACAUAUUAACAAUUAUAUUAACAUAUAAUGUACAAAAAUGUUUGUACAAUUAGAUAAAAUGUUAGCCAUAACCUACAAAACAAAAAUAAUUCAUUCAUAUAUACUGUAUAUAUAUAUGAAGUUAGUUACUCUAGAAAAUAAUUUUAUUUAUAAUACUAAUAUUUAUUUUAAAAUAUUUAAUCAUUAUAAUAGUUAAUUAUAGUAUAUAUCAAAUAUACAUUUUAUCUUCACAUGCUCCAUUAGAAACUCUGAUUUUAAUUCCAUCAGGAUCCUCUAUUUCUUAUUUAUAGUUUAGGUAGAUCUUCAUUUGGUUAGUUUCAUUGUUUGCUGGGCAUAUUUAUAAUGGGUGAAAUUAUUGUUGAUAUAUUCACAUUGAACUAAAAGCCUUUCAAAUAAAUCUAAUCCAACUCAUUAUACCCUCCAUAUUAAAUUAUAUAACAAAAGAAAGCUCAAAUUAUUCUGAAUAUUGUUAUCACUUUAUGUAGAAAUUAUUAUAUAAUAUAAAAUGUUACUGUUAUCUUCAAACUGUAUGAAUAUGAAUUUACAUAUAACAAACAAAAAAUUCUUUUAGUUAAGUAAUAUUUCAGAUUAAGAUGAAAAAUUAAUUUUCUUAUAUGGAAAAUAAGAUAUAUGUAUACAAAAUAAAUGUGUUCAUUUUAUUUUCA